AUGUCUCCACUACUCGUAACCCAGCCUUUCGAGAUUGCAAACCUGCAGAACCUUAGUGUUGGACGAGCACUUCCUUCUCUUCAAACUGGAUAUGAAGGCCCAACCAUGGUCAAAGGAGCAGGAUGGUCUCUUCCGUCUGGUGCAUACACAGCCCGUCAGAUCGUGGAGGGUUGUGCACCUCUGCUAGAGACUGUACUGUACCACCUUGGUCCAUCGCCAUCUGAUCAACCUUCGGCGCGUGACAUGCUGCUAGACAAUCUCGCCUCAAACCUCGCUCUCGGCACUCGCGAGUCAAGUCUCGAUAUCCCUACAAACAGUGCCAGUCGCAAGGAGUUUGCUGCACAAGCAGUCAAGAUUGGCAAGACCCUCGUCACCUACGCUCGCGAGACAAAAGAUGUGGCUUACGACUCAACGUACGCCAUUCGCAGCCCAUGCGAAGGACACCUUCUCAAGCCUCCUGUCGCCCAACUCAUGUUCGGCCCUCGCAGCUUGGGUCAUUUGAUGCAGAUUUACAACGAGUAUCUUCAUCAGAUGGUACUGCUUCGUGAUGCCCUCCUGCCGUUCGAGAACUACGAUCAAGUCAUAAUUCCCAUUACCGGCGGCAAAUCAAAGCAACAGCUGGGUAUGAGGUUCACUGAACCACAGAGAGCGAGCUUCAUUGCUGAGCUCAUGACAAAGUUGACGACGCAAAAGUCUGUUUUCAAGGUCGGCCAACAACUCCUCGCACCCAACAUGCCUUCGGACAUUGCUUAUGGCUUUCAAUACAAGUACGGCAUUGUCCUUCCUGCCGCCGUGGUGGGAGGUCAAUCUCUGCGUCUGCUGCGCUAUAUCCCUUCCGUCAUCGAUGAAACCACCCCAGAGGUCACCUUUGAGUACGAAUUUGCAGACUACUACUCUGCACCCCGAGUCCAAGUUCCGCAACUUCUCCAGCGUGUCGAGAAGGAUCAGACCCCUGUCACAGCCUUCGAUGCUAAACAGCACGGCCUAGAAGACUGCUCGUUCGCCAUAGCCACCAACUCGAACUCCAGCUCGACUUCGCGUAUUCUGCAACUCCUUCUCUCGCACCGCAAUGGGCAAUGCUCAGCCGUCGACGUCGGUCAGAUCUCGCGUGGUUGGCGCUACAGCUACAAAGUCUCCAGUACCAAAGGUCACACACCUUCCGCUCAGUCCAGCGCCGCAGUAUCGGUGCAUUCCGCCUCUGAGUUCCUUGCCAGCUCUGAGGAAGAACAGAUCGGAAUGGCUUUCGGCACUCUCUUCUCCACUGAGGCCACCACAACUUGCCGUUUGGAUAUCCGCAAGAUCGUUCUUCAGCCCACCGAUGACAACACUGAAGAUACCAAGGUCGACCCCAAGGGUCCUGUCCUGGAGAAGAAGAAGAAGAAGGCGCAAAACACUUCCACCGAUGAUGUGCUCCAGCGUGAAUUCCCUUCGAGCACCUCCAUCAACUCUCAGUCGUCCAAGAAGAAGCCAAAGCUUACCGACGACAUCCCACCUCGCACCACUCGUGCCAAAAUCAAGUCGGCUGCCAGAUCCAAGAAACCUGAAGAUGAAGACGAGUAA
Aureobasidium musti is the source of this 1560-nucleotide messenger RNA. NCBI's taxonomy places the organism in Eukaryota, Fungi, Ascomycota, Dothideomycetes, Dothideales, Saccotheciaceae. The record is from the annotation of a GenBank genome assembly.